Austrofundulus limnaeus is the source of this 2855-nucleotide messenger RNA. It is a transcript of the gene cyth3b, whose product is annotated as cytohesin 3b. Bases 325 to 1509 code for a protein of 394 amino acids. NCBI's taxonomy places the organism in Eukaryota, Metazoa, Chordata, Actinopteri, Cyprinodontiformes, Rivulidae. Gene Ontology annotation, molecular function: guanyl-nucleotide exchange factor activity. Gene Ontology annotation, biological process: regulation of ARF protein signal transduction. The transcript has 13 exons. The record is from RefSeq and is a predicted model, not a curated record.
GGAGGGAUAACGACAGCAGGCUCGGUUAGGUCAGUGUGAGUUUAAAGCCAAUCUGCUGCUGCUGCUACAGAGACUCAUCUCUCGGUGACGGACGGAUAGGAAACAGCCGGAAGAAGCCAAAGAAGUGAGGCAGCUGUGAGGCGCUUUAAAUGGCCACAACAUAUCCUAAAGGGAGACGCUGCUGCCCGUAAAACCUCCUACCUGUAUAUUCUAACAAUAAUAACACCCAAUGCGUCCUGGGAACGAGGUCGUACAUUUUGAGUAAAUUGCACCCAAAGGAAGUUUUUUGGAACCCAGUUUUUGGGAGAUUUGCUGGUUGCAYUCAUGGACGAAGACAACCAAGUGCCCGAGGACCUGUCUUUGGAGGAGAGAGAUGAGCUGUCCAACAUCCGGCGCAGGAAAAAAGAGCUUCUAGAUGAUAUAGAACGGCUGAAGUUUGAGAUUGCAGAAGUUAUGACGGAGAUUGAACAGCUGACCUCUGUGGGCGAAAGCAAAACAUCACAAAGAAACAAACAGAUCGCCAUGGGCAGGAAGAAGUUCAACAUGGAUCCUAAAAAGGGAAUCCAGUUUCUUUUGGAGAACGAUCUUCUCCAGAACACCCCAGAGGACAUUGCGCAGUUCCUCUACAAAGGCGAAGGCCUUAACAAAACCGUCAUCGGAGACUACUUAGGGGAACGAGAUGACUUCAACAUCAAGGUCCUCCAGGCGUUUGUGGAGCUUCAUGAAUUUGCAGACCUCAAUCUGGUUCAAGCCUUAAGGCAGUUUCUGUGGAGCUUCAGACUUCCUGGUGAGGCCCAGAAGAUUGAUCGCAUGAUGGAGGCGUUUGCCUCCAGGUACUGCCAGUGCAAUCCCGGCGUCUUUCAGUCUACAGACACUUGCUACGUCCUGUCAUUUGCCAUCAUUAUGCUGAACACCAGCCURCACAACCCCAACGUCAGAGACAAGCCCCCAGUGGAGCGCUUCAUCUCCAUGAACAGAGGGAUCAACGAGGGGGGGGACCUCCCAGAGGAGCUACUCAGGAAUCUAUACGACAGCAUUAAGAGCGAACCCUUUAAGAUCCCAGAGGACGAUGGGAACGACCUGACGCACACGUUCUUCAACCCAGACAGAGAAGGAUGGCUGCUCAAAUUAGGGGGGCGAGUGAAAACCUGGAAGAGAAGGUGGUUCAUCCUAACAGACAACUGCCUCUAUUACUUCGAAUACACGACGGACAAGGAGCCUCGUGGGAUCAUCCCUCUGGAGAAUCUUAGCAUCAGGGAGGUAGAGGAGCCCAGGAAGCCUAACUGCUUCGAGUUGUACAAUCCCAAUCACAAAGGCCAGGUGAUCAAAGCUUGCAAGACAGAGGCGGAUGGACGUGUUGUUGAGGGCAACCAUGUUGUUUACAGGAUAUCAGCGCCCACGCCUGAGGAGAAGGAGGAGUGGAUUAAAUCUAUCAAGGCCAGCAUCAGCAGAGACCCUUUCUACGACAUGCUGGCCACCAGGAAGAGGCGCAUCGCCAACAAGAAGUGAAGAGGGACAAUCACGUCCGAAGCUCCYAAACGCCUCCAUCUUUGAUCUCCUCCAGUUUACGUACAACGCAGCGCGCUGGGAAGAAACGACCACCCUGACCUCGGUUCGUCUCCUGAACAAGCAGCCGUGGGAGACARGUCACAGAGGGGACAGCAGAGCUUCAGGAAAUCCAAAAGACAUGGACUCGGUUCURAAAAGGAGCUGCAAAAACCAGCCUGUUUGUCUUCAUCUCAUCGCCCCCUCGAUUCCUACACCGCCUCACUCGCGAUCAUAACAUGUUUCUGUGUCUCCUUAAAGCACAUCUGCCGUGUUUCAGGUGCACAUGCAUGCAUGUGAGUUAUUAAUGGCCAAUGUGUUUGUGUUUGUGUGCGUCUGUGUGCAGCAUCUAGAAUAUGUGUGCAUGAGAGGUGCAAGUGUUCUCUUGCUUGUUCUUUUAUAUGAAAGUAAAAAAAUAAUAAUAAUAACGGUCAAAGUUCAGAUUGCUGGCUGUCAGCAUGGGGCUGGAAAGAGGAGAAAGAUGGAGCCAUCUGAGGGACGGUGGUUCAGUCAGUGCAGUAAAACCUCAGCUGGACUGUCUCUUCAUCUCAUUCUGGUGCUGAAUAUUUCCUCUCCAGGUGCCCUGCUCAGAGUAACCUCAGAAAAAAAUAAACUUUUUAGGUUCAAAACAGAGGAUUACAAUCUUGAGUCAGCUGGGCUGAUUUCAUUUAUUUGUUUGUAUGAAGCAGAGACUUUAAAGAUGUGCAGACUUGUUUUUUUUUUUUUUGUUUUGUUUUGUUUUUAGUUGAAGGGAAAUGGUGCUUUUAUCGAGGCUUCAGAUUUAGCCCGCUUUUCUUCUGGACGUUUUAACCCUUAGAUUUCAGAGCUCGUUAAAUGUUGGGCAAAAUAAUCAGACCAACUCACGUUUCAGUUGUUUGUCUUGUUUUAAGGUUUUGUGCAAGUUUUCAUUUCACUGUGAUGCGUCCCUUUUCCACCACUGUGCAAGACACACAAACAAUGAGCUGAUGGAGACUUGGAAAGUGGAAUAUUUUGGACAUAUUUGGUAACCAGUUGCUGUCAGCCUUCAUUUUUUAUGGCUUUACAAUAAAAGCUUGAAGGGCUUUUAAUUUUCAGUAGCUCCAGCAGUGAGACAUCCUUCCACAAACUACCAGUUUUUGUGAAGCUAAUGAGGAAUAAAUGAACCAAACUGUUUUUAGUAAUAAUAAUCAAAGUUAAAAAAAAAAGAAGGUCAAACAUGUCCAGAUCUGGCUUUAUUGAUGUUCAGUAUAUUUAGAAGAAACUAUUGCAAAAUUUAGGAUUAUUAAUUUUCAGAUAUUUUUUAAUCUUUAAAAAUAAAUUGUAGAAGUUGG